Tetrahymena thermophila SB210 is the source of this 1635-nucleotide messenger RNA. RefSeq names its product transmembrane protein, putative. The record is from RefSeq and is a predicted model, not a curated record. The transcript is spliced from 2 exons. Lineage: Eukaryota; Ciliophora; Oligohymenophorea; Hymenostomatida; Tetrahymenidae.
AUGAUCUAAUGUUAGCAAAAUUUAGUUUCUCCAAAUAUUAUAGCCCUAAAUUAAAAUUUAGAUUAAAAUUAUCCAUUUAAUUCUAUAUAAACAAUUGACUAAUUUGCUUUAGAUAACUACCUUAAUCCAAAAAACAUUAAUCACUUUCAAACAAAUUUGAAGUUUGAUCAAUAUAUAUAAAAACCUAAUAAAAUUGUAAGCAAUCCACGAAAAAUGAGCUAUCUAAGCUAAACAAAUAUUAUUAAAUCUUUCAAAGAAAAAAUGAAAUCUUAUGAAUAGAUCUUGGAAAAGAAAUCUUUUUUAUAAGCUAAAACCCUAAAAGAUAAAGAAAAAUAAUUCAGCAACAAAAAAAUUCUAUCUCUUUAAAAACUACAAGAAACAAGCCUAUAGUCCUAGAAUUCAGAAAAUUCCUACAAAAAAGAGAUGAUCUAUAUGAUUAAAAGACCUUCAAAAUUAAUUGGUUUGUAAUUAAUAAAGUACUCUGGUAUUUUAGCUUUAGUAUCUAUGAUUGGCAUGAAUAUAAUUCACUUUAUUUAAACAAACAAUAAUUUAUUGCAACAAAGAGAAGAAUAUCAAAAUUUUGAUUGGAGCUUUAACAUAAAAAAGUCCUAAUAAUUGAUAUUACAGUAUUAAUCGAUAUUACAAUUAUAUUAAGAUAGCGUUUUUGAUGGUUAAGAAAGCAACACAGGUAGAGAUUUAAAUAAUGAUAUAUUCUCAAGCUAAAUUUAAAUUUAUAACAAUUACAAAAACCUAAUUAUUUAAACUUACUAAGCAAACUUUACUUUUACAAAUUCGAUUUAUUCAGAAGUUGAGCAUUAAUAUUUAAAUUUUACUUUUGUAUAUACAUUUAGAAAAAACUAAGUUAGCUACUAGAGCUUUUAGUAUAUUUUAAAAAUCUUAUUAGCCUUUUAGUACAAAGUAGCUUAUCAAUUAGAUUAUAACUUUAAAGAUGAGUUUUAAAUUCUUUUUAAUUACCAAUAAGUAAUAGAUUAAUUUGAUUAAAUAGAUUUAAAUGCAAUGAUUUCAAUUAAAUCUAAAUAUUAAGAUAUCAAAUAAUAGGCUAAUGUAUAUUUAGCUUUGAAUAUUUUUUUUUCAGUUGUUUUUUCUUUGAGCUUUAUACCAAUCUUUAUUUACAUUCAAAGACUAAGACAAAGAAUUUUAGCUCUUAUGGCUACUUUUACUCCUGAAAAACUUUAAAAAAUGUUGAAAUCUGUUAGUGAUUCUUAGGAUACUAUAAAGAAAGAGCUUUUGAGGGAGCAAUAAGGCAUACUAAGCCAAUAAUAUAAUGAAGGCUAUUUAAAUUUAGACAGUUAAAAAGAUAGAAUAAAAUCUUCUUUUGCUUCUUCAAGUUGUAUUCAAACUAUCUAAAAAAAUAAAAGUUUGAGUUCUACAUCAAAGUUGAAUUUGUUCAGCUUUAAAAUAUGCUUUUUUGCAUUUACUUAUUUAUUGUGUAAUGUAAUCUAUUCAGCUACAAUAGGUAUUUAUUAAAGCUAUUUCUUAGAAGCAAUUGAGAAGAAUAUUGAAUUCUAAAGUAAUUUUUUUUAAUAAAAUAAAAUUUAUUUUUAAAUAUUUUUACAAAUGUUAAUCUUAAAAUUUACAUUUAAUAUAAUUAGCAUAAAUAAAGAGUAUAGCUGA